This is a messenger RNA of Salvelinus namaycush (lake trout), 921 nucleotides long. Its product is annotated as homeobox protein Hox-C13a-like. The transcript has 2 exons. Gene Ontology annotation, molecular function: RNA polymerase II cis-regulatory region sequence-specific DNA binding; DNA-binding transcription factor activity, RNA polymerase II-specific. The coding region runs from base 1 to 921 and encodes 306 amino acids. NCBI's taxonomy places the organism in Eukaryota, Metazoa, Chordata, Actinopteri, Salmoniformes, Salmonidae. The record is from RefSeq and is a predicted model, not a curated record. Gene Ontology annotation, biological process: regulation of transcription by RNA polymerase II.
AUGACGACUUCACUGGUUCUGCAUCCACGCUGGGCGGACACCUUGAUGUACGUUUAUGAAAAAAGCCCGAAUGAAAAUAAUCCGAUUAAAAACCAAACAAUGGAGGGACUGAGCGGGAAUUGCCCGGCGACCCAUUGCAGGGACCUGAUGUCGCACCCCGGGUUGGGGCGACAUUCUGGCACUAUAGCGUCUCACCAGGGCUCGGUGUACUCGGAUAUAUCUUCCCCAGACACCGGCCGACAGUGUCCUGCUCCCCAAACUUCCUCCAGUGCAUCUCUGAGCUACGGUUAUCCGUUUGGAAACCCUUAUUACGGUUGUAGGUUAUCUCACUCGCACAACGUGAACUUGCAGCAGAAGCCCUGCUCGUACCACCCUGCAGAGAAAUAUGCCGACCCCCACACCGCGUUGCCUACCGAAGAGGUGUCUAGCAGGGCGAAAGAGUUCGCCUUCUACCCCAGUUUUGCUAGCUCGUACCAAGCGGUUCCUGGAUAUCUAGAUAUGUCUGUGGUGCCCGGGAUCAGCCACCCCGAACCCAGGCACGACGCGUUGAUUCCUAUGGAGGGCUACCAGCACUGGGCUCUGUCAAAUGGCUGGGAUGGGCAGGUGUACUGUUCCAAGGAGCAAACACAGUCCACUCAUCUUUGGAAAUCACCAUUUCCAGACGUAGUCCCUUUGCAGCCUGAGAUCAGUAGCUACCGUCGUGGACGUAAGAAGCGGGUUCCCUACACCAAGCUCCAAUUGAAGGAGCUGGAGAAAGAGUACGCUGCCAGCAAGUUCAUCACCAAAGACAAGAGAAGACGCAUCUCCGCCGGGACCAACCUCUCAGAGCGCCAAGUCACCAUUUGGUUCCAGAACCGACGGGUGAAAGAGAAGAAAUUUGUCUGUAAAUCCAAGACUAGUAAUCACACGCCUACUACUUGA